AACGUAAUAUCCAUAUCCAUGUAUUUUCCAUUAACGAAUCUCCACCUCAAAUAUUCUGCAUGGGAAUGAAGGGCAGGGUUGUCAUUUUUUCAAAAUCCCCAAUUACCAACCUCAAAUUAUUCUCCUACAUAUAGUGAGUGGACAUCACAUUAUAUUCCAAACCAACAUCAUUUGCCUUCACUCUUAAUUACUUCAUCCCAAAACCACGCCACCCACUAAACCUCCCAAACUUUCCCCAUACAUACAAAAAAAAAACUAUUAUUAUACUAUGGAUGGCUAUCAUAAUCACCCCCACGAGUCCCUCCAAACAUUCGAGAGCGAGAUCAUGUCGACGACGACGAUGGGAUCGAUAUCCAUCGUCACGAAAUCACACGACGAUGAUGGUCGUCGUCGUCGUCAGUUUUUUAAGAAGGCGGUCACCCAGUUCGCGAUUUCGGUUUCGAUUUUCUUCUUCUCCGUCGUCGUCGUCGUCUUGUUGGUAUAUUCCAGAAAUAUGUACUCUUGUUCGUUCGAUGUGAUUUCCCGCCGUCGUCUCUCCUUUCUCCACGCCGUGUUCAGCCAUACAAUAGACAAGAAGUGCGUCUUCCUUCUCUGCAAUGGCCUCCUCGUCUUCGUCGCCAAAUCCUCCAUCAACACUACUUCUUCUUCUUCUUCUUCUUCUUCUUCUUCUUCUCAUCAACACUGUUAUGACAAUACCGUUGAAUCGCGGUCGCCACCACCUUCAUUAUUAGGAUAUGAAAGCAAUGAUCAAGUGGUGGAAGAGAUCAAGGAAGUUGUGGUGGUGGAGGAUCAUAGCGUUGUUGUUGGUCAUGAUCAUCAAGAACAAGUAGAAGCUCGUGGCGAUGAAGGAGAAGAUCAAGGAAAGAUUGUUAGCAAGGAGAAAAUUCAAGAGAGUGAUCGGGAUGAUGUUCAUGAUGAAGAGGAAGAAGAAGAAGACGACGAAGAAGAAGGAUUGGAAGAGGAAGAGGAGGAAGGAAUUGAUGCAGUGCUGAGCACAGAGGAGCUGAACAGGAAGUUCGACGAGUUCAUCAGGAGGAUGAAGGAAGAGAUCAGGGUCGAAGCUCAACGACACUGCCAGCUGGUCUUGGUCAAAUAAUCACAAACAUAAAAUUAUAUAUAGAUCGAGAAACACAAGCAUUCUUGGUUCUCUCUCUCUAUAUAUAUAUCGAAUUAUCUUGGUUUUGGUAGUAUACGUUGGUUGAUGUAAUAAGUUAAUUUGCAGCCGUGCUUGCAUGGGAGACAGUUUAGACGUGUGAUGCAAUUGUGGUUUCGGAUAUUGUGAAUGGCCGGUUUUGGAUAUGAUGAUAUAAUAUAAAAUCACAACUAAUCAACGUAUUAUCCUAAGCUCUAAAUCCUUCAAUUUUGAACCCUAACACUAAAUCCCAAAUUGUAAAUCCUAACCCCAAAUUAAUGUCUUUUUAUGCAAAUUCAUGUGUUUUCUUGUCCAUCAUAUCACAAGUGACAACCGGCAUAAUUUUCACAUGGAUUGUCUCCUCAGAAUAACGAUGAUGAGGUGAGUGCGUUAAACGCACUCAUAAAUGUGAUCAAUGCAC
This is a messenger RNA of Linum trigynum, 1553 nucleotides long. The record is from the annotation of a GenBank genome assembly. Lineage: Eukaryota; Viridiplantae; Streptophyta; Magnoliopsida; Malpighiales; Linaceae.